AUGGCCUCCCAGCAGCAGCAGCAGGAGAUGGUGGGCGCCAAGUCCGUCCUCUACCGCACCGUGAGCUCAGGCAUAGAAACCGCGGCCGCUGUCGGCACCGGCGGCGCCAGCGCCAACGCUAGCAACCUGAUUCGGCAGAGCAGCUCCCCCGCCGGAUUCCUCGAUCAUUGGAACAUGGACAACGGAUACGGGGCCAUGCUGAGGGCGGGCAUGGCCACCGCGGACUCCCUCGCUGGUAGCGGUAGCAGGCUAAAGGGGCAACUGAGCUUCUCGUCACGGCAGGGGUCAUUGAUGUCCCAGAUCUCAGAGAUGGACAGCGAGGAGGUUGGAGGGAGCAGCCCAGAGGCUGCCGGUGGCGGCAGGGGGUACAUCCCUGGGUACCCAAUGGGUUCUGGGUGGGAGGAGUCAUCGGCGCUCAUGUCAGACAAUUUGUCUAGCAUGAAACGUCCCCGGGACUCUUCGGAGCCUGGCCAGAGCGGCCUCACGCACCAGUUCAGCCUGCCCAAGACGGCAUCGGAGAUGGCAACUAUUGAGAAACUCCUCCAGUUCCAGGACGCUGUGCCUUGUAAGAUCCGUGCCAAGCGGGGAUGCGCCACUCAUCCACGCAGCAUCGCCGAGAGGGUGAGGAGAACAAAGAUCAGUGAGCGAAUCCGAAAGCUGCAAGAACUAGUUCCAAACAUGGACAAGCAAACCAACACAUCUGACAUGCUGGAUUUGGCUGUCGACUACAUCAAGGAUCUCCAGAAGCAGGUUAAGGUGCUAAAGGAGAGCCAAGCUAAUUGCACCUGCUCUGGAAGCAAGAAUCAGCAGCACUCUUGCUGA
Molecule: messenger RNA, 822 nt
Organism: Miscanthus lutarioriparius
Lineage: Eukaryota; Viridiplantae; Streptophyta; Magnoliopsida; Poales; Poaceae
Source: the annotation of a GenBank genome assembly